AUGACUUCAAACAUAGCAGAGUGUAUUAAUAAUCGCCACCUUGUAGCAGCAAGAGAGCUUCCUAUAUUUGAUUUUCUAGAAGAAGUGAGGAAGAUGUUUGGAAGAUGGAUUAUAAUAACCGGAAAAAUGGCCGAACCAUCAACCGAAUACUUGGACACGGUAUAUGAUGCAGGAAGGCGUUUCAUCGUUAACUUGGACAACAAAACGUGCAGUUGUCGGAUGUUUCAAAUAGACGAAAUUCCAUGCCCACAUGCAUGGGCUGUCAUUAAGAAGAAAAAUCUAAUGGCUGAUGAUUACUGUUCCGAAUUGUUCAAACCGCACACCGUGGUGAAGACGUAUGAUGUCGCCGUGGAUCCUCUCCCUGACGAGAGGGAAUGGAAGAUUCCAACAUACAUAUCAGAGGAUGUUGUUUUGCCACCAAGAUACAAGAGACCUCCUAGUAGGCCGAAGAAAAAGCGUGAUAAGCCGUUAUUUGAAUUGCUACUUGGAAAAAAGAGACAUGCUUGCAGUACUUGUGGACAGACUGGACACAAUAGACGAUCUUGUAGUAAUGCUCCUAGAAGGAAAUAA
Molecule: messenger RNA, 570 nt
Organism: Lycium barbarum (goji berry)
Lineage: Eukaryota; Viridiplantae; Streptophyta; Magnoliopsida; Solanales; Solanaceae
Exons: 2
Coding region: 1-570 (189 amino acids)
Molecular function (GO): nucleic acid binding; zinc ion binding
Source: RefSeq, a predicted model, not a curated record